AAUACGCGGGAAUAUGGAACGUUUAUCCCAGUAAUUAAUAUCAGCUCUGCGACGAGAAGACUUAAAAACAUUACACUUCCUCAGCAUCUGAUAAUUAUUUCCAUAUAUCUCAAAAUAGCUUUGAAGAGAAACGUGGUUCAGUUUACUAGCUGCAUUACGACUUGAGUCGGGUCAGCUUGCGCAUUCCGCUCGCAGGUAAUGUUCUUUAUGUCAAAGUGGCCUUUUUUAGCAUUAAACCGAAUGCAAGACGCGUCCGAAUACACGUCGGGUUUUACCUGCGCAGUAACAGGCGUGACUAAAAAGCGAAUGCUGUUUAAAUGAGCUGAAACUAACCCAAAUAUCCGGGAUUUCCGGUGGGGAAAAUACGGAAGAGAGGUGUUCUGUGCGCUACGUGGCCACCUGUGACAGCAGCAACCGUAGCAGCAGCUCGCGCUGACAGUUUGACAUGAUGGAGUUUGACAGAGCAGAACAAGACGACGACAGGACAGGGACAACCAGCGAGAACGGCACUGCCACCGAAACCCACGCCGAGGAAGGCUGUAAAUCAUGCGGGGACCACGGAGAGCCUCAGAAGUCGUGGAGUUUGGAGAGAAACUGGGGGUUUGCUUUAGAGGAGCUCUUCAAACUUGCGCUGAAAUUCUUUAAAGAGAUGAAUGGGAAGGCGUUCAACCCGACAUAUGAAGAAAAUCUCCGUUUGGUUGCACUACAUAAGCAGAUCACAAUCGGUCCUUAUGAUCCAAAUGCAUGUCCAGAAAUUGGGUUCUUUGAUGUACUAGGAAACGACAGAAGGAAGGAAUGGCUACGGCUGGGCAGCAUGGCUAAAGAAGAUGCCAUGGAGGACUUCGUGAAGCUUCUGAACUCCUGUUGUGGCCUGUUUGCAACAUACGUGACAUCGCAUAAGAUUGAGAAGGAGGAGCAGGAGAAGAGACGAAAAGAAGAGGAAGAACGUCUCCGGCUGGAGAGAGAAGAGCAGGAGCGGCAGAGACUGGAAGAAGAAGCGCGGCGCAGAGAGGAAGAAGAGAGGAGGACAAAAGAAGAGGAACAGAGAAGAAAAGAUGAGAUGGAGAGGUUAAAGAUAGAGCAGCAAAAACAACAGAUCAUGGCUGUGCUGAAUGCACAAACGGCGGUACAGUUUCAACAGUAUGCCAAACAGCAGUAUCCAGACGAUCCAGACCAGCAGCAGUUACUCAUCAGACAGCUGCAGGAACAGCACUACCAACAGUACAUGCACCAGGCCCUCCGCUUACAGCAGAUGGCCUUACAGAAGCAGCAGGACUCGAAUGUGAAUCAAAUGUCAGAAGAUGUUCCUUCUCCUGUGUCAAAUGAAGUUGUGCCCACCUGCAAUUCCAACAGCCAAUCGAAUUCAUUAGAGAUCCAGGAACAACAGACAGACUCAAAAGCCUUCCAUUUAUGUGUAGAAGGCAAACCAGGAGAAGUACCCAUCAUUGCUCCCUCUAUGUGGACACGGCCUCAGAUUAAAGAGUUCAAGGAAAAGGUGUUGCACGACCAUGACUCUGUGAUCACAGUGGGCCGAGGGGAGGUGUUGACGGUACGGGUGCCCACUCAUCAGGAUGGCUCGCAUCUGUUUUGGGAAUUUGCCACGGAUCACUACGAUAUCGGCUUUGGGCUGUACUUUGAGUGGAAGGACGUGACCAUGCCGGCAAGCGCUGCAGCCACAGAAGAACAAGUUGAAGGAGAGAAGCAGACAGAACAUCGUCCAGUACUACAUGAGACACAGAAAGAACAUUGCCCACUACUACAUGAGAUUGUUCCCGUUUCCCGUCGUGACAGCCAUGAGGAAGUUUAUGCAGGCAGUCACCAGUAUCCUGGUCAAGGAGUUCAUCUUUUGAAAUUUGACAAUUCGUACUCCCUCUGGAGGCCAAAGGUUGUCUAUUACAGAGUUUAUUACACCCGAUAACCAUCAGCAGACCAGGUUCUGCAUUCACAAUCCACCUUUGAGCAUUUUAAGAAAGUCUUUUAACAGAGGUCCAGUGCUCAAGCUGUUGAAAAAUGCCGUUUGUUUUGAAUGCAAAUGAAUUUGCAUUGCGUUCUCAUGAUACCAUUAUCCUGCUUUGGACACAUGAAGUCCUUGGAUAUCCUAUGCUUUUAUAUAUAU
Molecule: messenger RNA, 2116 nt
Organism: Puntigrus tetrazona (Sumatra barb)
Lineage: Eukaryota; Metazoa; Chordata; Actinopteri; Cypriniformes; Cyprinidae
Exons: 8
Coding region: 446-1918 (490 amino acids)
Cellular component (GO): Golgi membrane
Molecular function (GO): fatty-acyl-CoA binding
Source: RefSeq, a predicted model, not a curated record